Molecule: messenger RNA, 3381 nt
Organism: Paramisgurnus dabryanus
Lineage: Eukaryota; Metazoa; Chordata; Actinopteri; Cypriniformes; Cobitidae
Source: RefSeq, a predicted model, not a curated record
AAUAUGGUUAUUUCCCUUUAAAACCUCUUAAAAUUGAUUUGUAAAGAUUGAUUAUGAAAAAGAAAAUGUGAGUUUUAAAAAAAUAUGCACUUUUAGUUGGUUCGUAAUGUAGCCAAUAGGGUUGAGUCUUGAAUGUGAGUAGAACCAAUCAGAAUGUAGAGUGUUACACGGUGGAGGAGCUCACUUCCGGGUUCGCGUAAAAUGUGCGUUCAGUUUGAGAAGCAGCUCUCUCCCGUGUGCACGCUGCAUGUGAAUGCUGUGUGGGAAAAUACUAGAGAAAAGAGAAGAAAUAUGGAGAAAUACUGUCCUUAAAACCGUUUUGAGUGUGGAUUGAAGAUAAAAGAAACUGAGUUAAAGGAGUCGAGUUACAUCCGGGUCUUUCUGGAGUGUUCUGUGAUUUUGUCGAUCUCCUUGGCCAGGUUUUUUUUGUUUUUUGUUUUUGUUUGUUCUUAUAUCUUUCCAUGCGCUGAUGCUGGAGCUGUUGAUGUUUUCUGGAUUUGUCCCAGCCUUCUGUGAGUUUUGAGGGUUUGGACUGGCGAGCCGUCCCCGAGUCUUACUUCGAUUUUCUGUGAUGCAUAGGAAAACUGUUUGCACAUCUGAACACUACAUAUAUGGUAGGACACUGAAACACUUUUUCUUGUUUCACUUGGAUGGAUUCUGUCUUCCCGUAGACAGAUAACACACACAAUUCAUCUUUAUGGACUACCUUAAGGACUGAGAAACUGAAAAAAGGGUUUACACUGAACUAAUUACAUUUCAUUGAACUAUUGUACAUUGUUUUAAAUUACAGUGUUUUUGUUUUAUACAGUGUUGAACUUGUGGUUGAAAUAACUCAGGUUGAAUUUUGCACUUGUUAUUUUCUGAAUCUGAAAAGGAAGUGAAUUGAGGUACCAAGAAUUUUAUUGUUGUUUUAUUUAGAGUAAAUCACUUGGUUUACACAGAAACAAAACGAUAUACUUACCUGUUAACUACUUACCUCUUGAAAGGGAAAAAGGGGUGUGAUUUCAUGCACAACAAAAAGUGUUGAGUGAUACAACUUUGUUUUUUUUUAUAUCUGAAAUCAUUAUUUUACUUUUAUUUUUACAAUUCUCAAUACAUACCUCAGUUUAACAGUACUACGGUCUCUGAGUCACUGUUUUAAGUUGUUGCAGCAUCUUUCUCCGCAGCGAACCUAGUCUUCUGAAACACUGGUCCAUAGAGUCAUUUACAUAUUGUUAAAGAUCCUAAAAAUUCCUGUGGGGUGUACGGGCUAGCUGUCACGCACACGCUACAAGGAAAACUUGGCGAGCCAGCCAGGAGAUUGAAUGCUCAACAACAACAGUGAAUUCUAGUAAAAGAGACCAUUUUUUUCAGUUUUUCAUUAGUAAUACAAGAUAUACCAAUAUGGAUAUGGUAGAACGUGAGAAUGUGAAUGUAGCAAAUGCAGUCAUAGUCAGUGGCAUUACCUUGAGUGAAUCUGACCAACACUUAGAAGCAUGGCUAGUGCGAUAUGGCAGUAUUAGUCGUACCUUACUUGUUGAUGACCCCACCUCUGAGUUUCAUAGGCAUGCCAUUAUUGAGUUUGCACAAAGCUCUGCAAUGAAAUACCUGCAGCCCUUGUUGCCUUUAAGCAUUGUUAGCACUUCUGAUCCAGAUGUUACAUUCAUGGUACGUGCCUUGAGUAGUGUAUAUUCACCCUUAGCUAAAGAUGAUGUCACUACAGGGUAUUUGGCAGAACUAAAGGCCAUAGCUAGUGCUUCUGGAAAACCCUUUCAAGAAGUGCUCCAGGAGGAGCUAGAAAAAAUGAGGUCACUUAGCACCACCCCUGAGCUUCCUAGGGUGAGCGAGAGACAAGAGUGCCCUGUAGCAGACUCUCAAACUCGAGGGCUGAGUGUUGCCAGUUUGUCUAAUGACCGAGGGUCACCUGCUAUGUCACAAAGAAUUAGAGACCACAGAGAUAUGACACCCUUACCAAGUGUUUCCCAAAUGUUGAAUGCUGAACAUAUGCAAACUCAAAACCUGUCCAAGGAGAAUAUUGUACCUAGUGUGGGUGGAGUCAGUAGCCCCUCAGCCACAGGAAUGCCACGCCAAUCUCUGACCAUGGAUAUAAUAGAUCCUCCUGCGGUGCAAAGAGUUGUGGUCGAACAUGUGGUAAGGACGAGUGAUAUGACAGCCCAACAUUCUUCCCUACGGCUUAGAUCUUUCUCUGGAAAAAUCCCACGUCCACCAAAUGAACCUGACUUUGAAACAUGGAGAGCAAAUGUAGAAUUCUUGCUCGAUGAUCCCUCUGUCUCAGACUUGUCCCGUACAAGAAGAAUUCUAGACAGCUUACUUCCACCUGCGGCAGACGUAAUCAAACACAUUAGUCCACAAUCAUCACCCUUAGUGUAUUUAGAGCUGUUACAGUCAGUCUACGGUUCUGUUGAAGAUGGAGAGGAAUUAUUAGCAAAGUUCAUGACAAUGCUGCAGAAUCAGGGAGAAAGGCCCUCCAGCUAUUUACAUAGAUUACAAGUGAUUUUGAGUGCCACAGUGAGAAGAGGUGGCAUUGCUGAAAGUGAGCGCAAUCGCUACUUGCUAAAGCAGUUCUGUCGAGGAUGUUGGGAUAGCAGCUUGAUUGCCAACCUCCAGCUGGAAAGAAGAAAGAACAACCCACCAUCCUUUGCAGAAUUAGUAGUAUCUGUAAGAACCGAGGAAGACAGGCAGGCUUCAAAGGAAGAUCGAAUGAGGAGUCAUUUUGGGAUGACUAAACAAGGCCCAGCCCCUUCCAAGUUACGUACUGCUGCUCAUCAGUUGUCUGCUCACUCACAUGAGGUAGUUGGCGGAGCAUCUCCUGUAACAGACUCUAUGAGAAAACAAAUAUCAGAAAUUCAUGCUCAACUUGCCUGCACAAAACCAUUGACUCACCAUCGUGAAUGCUCAUCUGAAUGUUCUGUAGAUGUGACAUCGUUGCAAAAAGAACUUACUGCUUUACGAGCACAAGUUCAAGCUAUGGAAGCUACAGUUUCUCGGAAAGUUCAAAACAAAAGUUCAGAGCAUGGAGAAAUCUCAGAAUUGGCAAGGCAGAUUGCAGAAUUAAAGGUCCACUUAACUGUCCAUGAGCCUUGUGAAUCUCAACCGGGAAGGCCAUCUGUGUUUAGAAACCCUACCACAAUGUCACGAUCCAAGCAAAUUAGAUCGGAGGAGAGUAAAUCAGUCAAUGAAAGCGGAUUACAUUUAGCUCGACCUUGCCCAGGUUACUGCUUUUGUUGCGGAGAAGAUGCCCAUAUUGCCGUGAACUGUGAAAAUGAGCCAAAUCCUGCUAAAGUACAGAUCAAACGAAACCAACUGAGAGAGAAACAAGCCCAGUGGGACCUCAAACACAUAGUCAAGUGCCCACAGUUAAACUCCAAGCCGUCUCUGUAG